AUGGCUCCUGAGAAAAUGACCAACUGUAUUGUUUUGGACUCAAACUACGCUGAGCUGGUUCUAGAUGUGGGAAAAGUCACUUUGGGGGAGAAGAAGAGAAAAAAAAUGAGAGAUUCUCAACUGAGAAAAAAGCAGAAUGAAAACCUCUCAAAAUGUGUGAUUACUUUGCUGAAUUCUGGAGGGGGGAUGAGCAAGAUUGAAAUUGAGAAUGAAGAUUAUAGUUAUGAAAAAGAUGGAAUAGGAUUAGAUUUGGAACAUUCUUUAACCGAUAUGGUUCCAAUUGUUCAUAAAUACUUUGACUUUGUGAAACAAGGUAAAUAUUUUCUGAUUUUUGUCAAAUCGUGGAGCUCCAAAAUCCCUGGGAUGAAGAUCGCCACCUUGAGUUCCAAUUUGUACAAAAGAGAUAUAACCUCUGUAAAUGUCAUGAAUGCUACCGUGGCACUGGAAUUCCUUAAAGACAGGGUAGAAACUAGAGAGAGAUUUUCUUUAAUGUCGAAAUCAUCUUCAAAGAGGUGCCGAGAAGAAACAGAAGAAAGUAGCACAAAGGCCUUGGCUUCUGACUUUUUUAAUAGGACGCAACUCAGGUACAGAGAAAAACUCACCUUUACUGAAUCCACAUAUGUGGAAAUUAAAGACUUCUCAACACAAAAGCUGUUACAACGCAUUAAAGAGAUUCUCCCUCAAAACGUUUCUGCAUUUGCAAAUACUCGUGGGGGAUAUUUGUUUAUUGGUUUAAGUGAAGAAAAACAAGAAGUAAUUGGCUUUAAAGCAGAGAAGAGUGACCUUGACAAGUUAGAAAGAGAAAUAGAAAAAUGCAUCAGCAAGUUGCCUGUCUAUCACUUCUGUAUGGAGAAGAAGAAGAUAAAUUAUUUAUGCAAAUUCCUUGAGGUAUAUGAUGAAGAAAAUCUUUGUGGAUAUGUCUGUAUGCUUAAAAUAGAGCCAUUCUGUUGUGCAGUGUUUGCCAAAAAGCCGGAUUCCUGGCAUGUGAAAGACAAUCAAGUGAUGCAGCUGUCCGUGGAGGAGUGGGUGCAAUUAAUGAUGGAUCCUGAACCAGUGCCAUCAGAAAAGGUGACGUAUAUUCCAGAAAUCCUCUGCAAGAGACUGUUCUCACAACAUGAAGGACUUGCACAGUUAAUACGUAAAGAAAUGGGUUCUGUUCAUCAUGGUACAUUGAUCUUUUCUAAAAGUUGGUCUUCGGAUCUGGACUUGCAAGAGAACCAGAGUGUCAUCUGUGAUGCACUUCUAAUUUCCCAGGACCGUCCACCAGUCUUAUACACCUUUCUCAGGGAACUGAAUGAGGAACUAAAAGGUUAUUCUAUACAAACUGCCUUAACUUUAAAGAAGAAACUGGUAAAAAUUGGUGGCUACACUGGUAAAGUGUGUGUCAUGACAAAGAUCUACUGGAGUGAAGAAUCUUCUAUAUUAACUGAAGGCAGUGCAAGACUUCUUCAUGAUUCAAGCUUAUCUGCAAUUUACCCUAAGUCCUACACCCUUAUAACCAGUCAAACAAUGAACGACUUAAAGAAGGCCCUUUUUAUAGUCUUGAAGAGACUUGGAACUUUGAGUGAUAAAUUUGAUUCUGAGAUUUUUCAACAUCUCUUGAGCAAUCAGCAUGGAUUACUUUCUGAGGAAUGA
Rangifer tarandus platyrhynchus (Svalbard reindeer) is the source of this 1635-nucleotide messenger RNA. The record is from the annotation of a GenBank genome assembly. NCBI's taxonomy places the organism in Eukaryota, Metazoa, Chordata, Mammalia, Artiodactyla, Cervidae.